CUGAUAUGUGGUGUUUCUAAUGUGUACUACAAUAGCAUUGAAGUCCUGUAGUUUUAUUGUAUGUUUUAAGCUAUAAGUUGUAUAUUAAGUUAAACACAACUGUAGAGCAAAUAAUAAUUUAAUCAAAUUGCUAAACAAAUAGUUAAAACAACAUUUUUACCGGGAAUUAGCGUUAGAAUCAAGUUUUUCGCUAUAAUUCUGGUUAUCGUUUGUGUUAUUCAUUGUGUGUAUAACCGACUCAUUCGCUCAUAAACUACAGUAAAAGUCAUCAAAAAAAUCUGAAAAACACAUUGAAAUGCAGGCCAUUAAGUGUGUAGUCGUCGGAGACGGAGCUGUGGGUAAAACAUGUCUAUUAAUAAGUUACACGACAAACGCAUUUCCCGGUGAAUACAUUCCCACCGUUUUUGACAACUAUUCCGCUAAUGUGAUGGUCGACGGAAAGCCCGUCAAUCUGGGCCUCUGGGAUACGGCCGGUCAAGAGGACUACGAUCGACUGCGGCCCCUAUCCUACCCGCAAACCGACGUCUUUCUCAUAUGCUAUUCGGUGGUCAACCCGUCGUCCUUUGAAAACGUACGGAUCAAAUGGUAUCCGGAAGUGCGACACCACUGUCCCGACAAACCCAUUAUAUUGGUGGGCACUAAACUGGAUCUCCGGGACGACCCCAAAACAUUGGACAAGCUUAAGGAGCGCAAAAUGGCACCCAUUACUUACCCCCAGGGCCUGGCCAUGGCUAAGGAUAUCGGCGCCGUUAAGUACUUGGAGUGCUCGGCGCUCACCCUAAAAGGCCUGAAGAAUGUGUUCGAUGAGGCCAUCCGUGCCUUCCUGUGCCCUCAGGUCAAGCCUAAGAAGAAGAAGGCGGGAUGUGUUGAAUCAAACAUAUCAUGGGGUGUGGGCAUAACAUCUCUAUUAAUAACUUAUACGACAAACAAAUUUCCCGAUGACUGGGUUCCCAACUGUUAUCUGGGUCUAUUGGACUCAACUCAUGGUCUGGAGGGCAAACUGUUAGCCUUAUACUACGGGCAAAACGAUGUCUUUCUCAUAUGCUAUUCGGUGGUCAACCCGUCGUCCUUUGAAAACGUACGGAUCAAAUGGUAUCCGGAAGUACGACACCACUGUCCCGACAAACCCAUUAUACUGGUGGGCAUUAAACUGGACCUCCGGGACAAUCCCGAAACACUAGACAACUCAAUUAACGUAAACAGACAUACAUUACUUACCCCCAGUGCCUGGCCAUUGCUAAGGAAAUCGGCGCCGUUAACUACUUGGAGUGCUCGGCCCUCACACGGGGAAGGCCUUAAUAAUGUGUUCAAUGAGGUCAUACGUGCCGACCCAUGUCCUCAGGUCAAGCCUAAUAAAAGGAUGCACUGCUUUGUACUAUAA
This is a messenger RNA of Oppiella nova, 1381 nucleotides long. The record is from the annotation of a GenBank genome assembly. NCBI's taxonomy places the organism in Eukaryota, Metazoa, Arthropoda, Arachnida, Sarcoptiformes, Oppiidae.